This is a messenger RNA of Sander lucioperca (pikeperch), 1046 nucleotides long. Its product is annotated as G-protein coupled receptor 4-like. Lineage: Eukaryota; Metazoa; Chordata; Actinopteri; Perciformes; Percidae. Gene Ontology annotation, biological process: positive regulation of Rho protein signal transduction; phospholipase C-activating G protein-coupled receptor signaling pathway. Gene Ontology annotation, molecular function: G protein-coupled receptor activity. The record is from RefSeq and is a predicted model, not a curated record. Bases 167 to 1027 code for a protein of 286 amino acids. The transcript is spliced from 4 exons. Gene Ontology annotation, cellular component: membrane.
CACUCUUCCUUCGAAGAGGAGGCGUGGAUUAUUAUCAACGUACUGCAUGUUGUGUAACUUUACCAUAUUUAUUGUAGACUGUUUGGAUGUAGAGGACAACACAUCAGACAUUGGUGUAGGGAACUCAUUCGGUGUCUUGCAGCUGUCAAAGGUUUCACUCUGAAGAAUGGAAGAUGUCCACGUCAACAACACUUCCUACUAUGAUUACAUUAACAACACAUCACAGUAUUAUGACUACUAUAGAGGACCAUUUUUCAUAAUAUAUGUGGUAAUAUGCAUAAUCAUCAGUAUUGGACUUCCUUUGACCCUCGUGGCCAUCUAUACUCUUCAUUCUCUGGUGCAAAAGGAUAAUGUCGCUCCGAUCUACGUCAUCAACCUUCUCAUUUCUGACAUCAUUCAGUUCUGCUGCAUGAUCGUUUUUGUGACAAACCGUGGGCACCACAUAGAUCAAAUAUUCCAUCUUAUUUAUGAAUCUAGUCUGAUGGCCAGCAUUUGCUUCAUGGUGUGCAUCGCCCUGGAAAGGUAUUUGGUCAUCGCCUGCCCACUGUGGUACCGCUUCAGACGAUCCAUCAAGAUCUCUGUGGGGGUCUGUGUCCUGGUCUGGAUCUUUUCUCCCGUCUAUUGCUUCUCUUUUUUAUUUAUUAAUUUUUCAGACAUUUCACUAACCAUUACAGCCAUAUUUGUCCUCCUUCCCCUCCCACUGUUCAUAUUCUUCCUGGUUGGGACCCUCAAAGCCCUGUCUGCUUCCAUCUCAGUUCCCGCUGAUGAAAAACGUCGAAUUGUGGCAAUGUUGGUCAUGGUGCUGCUUAUUUACACGCUGCUGUUCCUGCCCAGACCCAUAUUGUUUCUGAAAGAGGGAAACAGAUUUAACUUCCUCAGGGUCCUGUUUAAUGUGUUUCUUAAAUUGAGUCCUCUUGCAGACUUAGUUCUGUAUGUUUUCAUGAGGAAAGGGGCCAUAGACAAGUUUUUGGCCUCUGUGUGUUGUUGCAGAAUGGACAGCAAUGACAACAGCAGUUCAACAGUAUGAGUGAUGACAACAUGUCCAC